This is a messenger RNA of Heterocephalus glaber (naked mole-rat), 2945 nucleotides long. It is a transcript of the gene Rnf222, whose product is annotated as ring finger protein 222. The record is from RefSeq and is a predicted model, not a curated record. NCBI's taxonomy places the organism in Eukaryota, Metazoa, Chordata, Mammalia, Rodentia, Bathyergidae.
CAUUGAAAGGGUCCCAGAGGGUGGGAAAGACUAUAUGGGGUGUUCUUGUUGCUGGGAUGGGGAGACACACGCCCUGGGAGCCUCAGUUAGAGGCACCUGGGUCACUGCUUCCAUUGAGAGACCCUCUGACUCUGGCCGGGGGCUCAUCUCCUAGCACCCUCAUCGGAUCACCUGAUGCCAGCACUGCCCAACCCCUGGGCAAUGCAGCUGAGAGCCUCCUGGCCUCAAACGGGUUGGGCAGCAUUCACUUCCCGGCGCUGUCCUCCCGGCCUGCUCAGUCAUUAGGAAAUGCCUCCCUGGCCAGCACAGUGACAGCAGCAGGAAUAGAUCGUGCUGCCAGCCCAGCACCCCUGGGUGGUUCCCAUCUGCUCUGAGGAGGCUCCAGGUAGAAAGACGGAUGCUACUGUCUCAGGUCCCAGAUAAACUAAGCCCUGUCUUCUCCGAGGGGCCAUGUCUGAAGGGGAGAGCAAGGACAGCGCGGGUAGCGAGUGCCCAGUGUGCUACGAGAAAUUCCGGGACCUGGAGGGCGCCAGCCGGACGCUGAGCUGCGGCCACGUGUUCUGCCACGACUGCCUGGUCAAGUAUCUGCUCUCCACCCGGGUGGACGGACAGGUGCAGAGAACCAUCGUCUGCCCCAUCUGCCGCUACGUCACCUUCCUCAGCAAGAAGAGCUCCCGCUGGCCCUCCAUGCUGGACAAGAGCUCACAGACCCUGACUGUGCCCAUGGGCUUACCUGUGCCCCUGCCCUCCGUGCCCUCCCCAGACCGCACAGGCCACACAAACCCCUUGGCCACCUCCCAGCCGGUCUGGAGGUCACCCUCAAACCAGGGGACCCAGCUGCCCUUGGACCUGCUGCCCAGCCUGUCCCGGGAGUCACAGAUCUUCAUCAUCAGUCGCCAUGGGAUGCCCCUGGGAGACCAGGACAGCGUGCUGCCACGGCAAAGCCUGGCCGAGCUCUCGGAGGCGACCCCAGCCCCCAGCGCCUCCCGCUCCUUCUGCUGUCGCUCACGGGCUCUCCUGCUCAUCACCCUCAUCGCGGUGGUGGCUGUGGUAGCCGCCAUCCUCCCCUGGGUGCUGCUGGUAAGGAAGCAGGCCUGAGUGGUGGCCCCUGGCGAGAGAGCAGAAGGGGGCCAGGCCUGAGCGCUGCCCUGGCAGCUGCCCUGCUCUAUGGCCAGGCUGCCCAUGGCUUGGGCAGGGGCAGACGUGGUGCAACCAAGCUCUGAGGAAGGCCUGGGGCAGAAGGGAGCAUGGAGUGGGGCUGGAUUGGAAGUAUGCUGGCUUUCUCCCCACCUGCACACACACACACACACACACACACACACACACACACACACACACACACACACACACACACACACACACCAGCAAGGGCAUGGGAUGACAGGGAGGUUGGGGGCUAGAGAUCUCUGAGGCUAGAACUUAGCUGAGGCGCCCAUGUGUGGCCUCCACGCCUAUUCUUGGUAAAUACCCCUCCCCUAGGCUGCAACUGAGCAAGCUGGGAAGAUGGCUGGUCACCUCUUAUGAGCACCUUACCUGCCAGGUGGACCUCCCUGGGGACAAGGAAGCUCUGCUGGCCUAUGCUCUGCCAGCUGGGGGCCCAAUGGCAGACCUCGUAUGGCCAGGAUUCCCUCAUAGGAUUCUGUAGCUUGUCCCCAAGAACGAACAGAAGGUUGGUGCAGGGGCUUAGACAAUGGUUUCCUGGAAUCUUAGGCCCACACUUGAUCCUGUAGCAUCCCUCCCCCAAGUCCUUCCUGCCUCUAACCCGCCUGUUGGAGUGUCUUCCCUGAGUGAGAAGCUGAUCUCAGAGGCAGUGGCACAGGAUUUCUGGAGGAAGCAACACAAAAGGAGAUAGCAGAGAGCACAUCAGGAAACAGGCUUGUAGACAGAGGCCCAGGUCAGCAGAAUGGCCAAAAACAGAGCCAGAGGUUUUCCUGAGCCUUCCAGGCCCAAGGAAUGGGCCAGAUCUUGAGUCUCAGGGUUCUCCAGGUUGGAGGGGAAGGCAGGGAGUAGAGGGGACGCUUGACAAGGUGAGACCUGAGUCACCUGAGAAUUAUGUGGGCAAAUUAACCCCUGGGGGUUCCCGCCUCCCUCCCUGCCCAAGUCCUCCUCUUCAUGACCCAGCCACUCAUUAGAGGCCACACCAGCCAGGCCAGUUUCCCAGGUGGAUUCUCAGGCUGAGCUGGGAGGGGAAGGGUGGGGAAGAGAACAGCUAUGUUUGUCAGGGACUCUGCUGUCUCAACAAAUGCUGAGAGCCAGGUGCUGUUAGUUGUUUGCCACCAGGGCCUAUUUAUCUGGGGGACCCCUGAUGAGACACCCCAGAAAAGCCUGAGGAACAACAAUUUGGGAACAGUUACUGGCUGUUAAUUGAGGCCCAUAUUCAAUCAAGGCCUUGUGACACUAUAACAACAUCAACAGAAUCCCCAGCUACUGCACAGGUAGGGUAAGCACCUCAGGAGUGCAGCAGCUGAGCCCCCACAACCUGUACCUCCCCUUAUCUGUGGGGAAAGAAAAAGCACUCAGCCUCUUAUCUAGCUCCUGUGUCAUUUGGGAGUCAUUAGGGAGUGGGGUCUACACCACAGGGGAUAUUUAUGACAUGGAGGGGGCUGUUUUAGAGCUCUGACAGGCUUCCUUCUAUUCUUUCUAAGACUAGAUAAGAGCACAGGUGCUGGGGGGGGGUUGUUGUAAGUAGAUUCAGGGAUGAUAUUUAUUAUAGGAGCAAAAAUAAUGUUAAUUUUACAAAGACUCUAAUGAGUCUGUCUUUACCUCAGCCAGGCUGCUUUAAACAGUGUCAUAAAUUUCUAGGAACCUGAUUUGAGUCUUUUCAAUUGCUACUGUGUUUGCCAAGAGUUUCUUUCAAAAGAUCCGCAGUGUUUUCAUAUCCUUUACCUGCAACUUGUAGAUGACACUUCUUUCAUUUUCCAAGAAUGUCAAAAGCUAUUUUUUAA